Molecule: messenger RNA, 697 nt
Organism: Drosophila willistoni
Lineage: Eukaryota; Metazoa; Arthropoda; Insecta; Diptera; Drosophilidae
Gene: PolZ2
Product: DNA polymerase zeta processivity subunit
Exons: 1
Coding region: 37-645 (202 amino acids)
Cellular component (GO): zeta DNA polymerase complex
Source: RefSeq, a predicted model, not a curated record
UGCCCAUCGGGCUUCAUUUUGGCACUUCAAAGCAAAAUGCAAAUAGACUCCGAGACGUUAGCUGACAUUAAUUUGGAAGCAAUAGAAAUAAUUGUAAAUCAUAUACUUUACUUACGCGGUAUAUACCCGACUCAGAUCUUCAAGAAGCGACGCAUGUAUAAUACUCCAGUAUUUGUGUCGAUUUUCCCGCCACUAAAUAGCUACAUUGCUGGCAUCUUGAAAUCAGCACGAGAAUUACUGUUAAAAGAGGUUUUGCAAUGUUUUGAAAUCAUUGUAUACCGCACUGAGGAGAAUGUAGAAACCAUUGUGGAGAGCUACAAACUGGACAUCAAGCAGGGGAGCUUCGACAAGACCAAAGAUCCCCAUUUGAUGGAGUAUGAGCAGCAGUUGAGGGCAGCCCUCUAUAAAAUGGCCGAGCGACUGAAACCGCUGCCAAAGCUGGACAAGAAGUGUCUGUUUAAAAUACAACUCCAUACCACUCAAACCGCAUUUGUCCAGCUCAGUCAUGUCGCCCAACAUCAGGAAUUUCCGUGGAUACAGACAGAAAAUUCUGUGGGAAGAUCCGAUGUGAAAUAUUCCCUCCUUCCACUGGCCAAUGUCGACCAGGUGGUGGGGUUAAAGAUGCAGGCAUAUAUCUUAAGUUGAUAGUUUUAAUUUGUAAAAAGGUUUACAAUAAAAUGCGUAUUUAAAACUAGAA